AUGACUGUAAUAUUGGCCCAUCAGUUGUGCAAGCAGUUCCGGGACAUUUCAUUGCUGUGGUAUGUGUGCAACAGAGAGAAACUGUGUGACUCACUCCAGGCUGUCUUUGUUCAGAGCUACCUUGACCAUGGGACGCAGAUCUUCUUAAACAACAGCAUUGAGAAAUCGGGCUGGCUAUUUAUCCAAUUAUAUCAUUCUUUCGUGUCAUCUGUUUUUAGCCUGUUUAUGUCUAGAACAUCUAUCAAUGGGUUGCUAGGAAGAGGAUCAAUGUUUGUGUUUUCACCAGAUCAAUUUCAGAGACUGCUUAAAAUUAAUCCAGACUGGAAAACCCACAGACUUCUUGAUUUAGGUGCUGGUGAUGGAGAAGUCACCAAAAUCAUGAGCCCUCAUUUUGAAGAAAUUUAUGCCACGGAGCUAUCUGAAACUAUGAUAUGGCAGCUUCAGAAAAAGAAAUACAGAGUACUUGGCAUAAAUGAAUGGCAGAAUACAGGCUUCCAGUAUGAUGUCAUCAGCUGCUUGAAUUUGCUGGACCGCUGUGAUCAGCCCUUGACUUUGUUAAAAGAUAUUAGGAGUGUCUUGGAGCCAACUCAAGGCAGAGUCAUCCUUGCCCUGGUCCUGCCCUUUCAUCCCUAUGUGGAAAACGGUGGCAAGUGGGAGAAGCCCUCAGAGAUUUUGGAAAUCAAGGGACAGAAUUGGGAAGAACAAGUGAAUAGUCUGCCGGAAGUUUUCAGGAAAGCUGGCUUUGUUAUCGAAGCUUUCACCAGACUGCCGUACCUGUGCGAAGGCGACAUGUACAAUGACUACUAUGUUCUGGAUGAUGCCGUCUUUGUCCUCAAGCCAGUCUGAACAUGGCCUACCCAGUCUUCAGAGCCCGUCCCAGGAACGCCCCCUCCUGAAGAGGGUCUGUGUUCGCAUUAUGUGCUGGGGAGGGUUUGGGGACUGCCAUUCAAGUCUCAUGUAGGAAUUUAAAAAGCCAAAAUACUAAUUAUUUCUUUGUAGUGUGUAAAAGGAAUGUUUUUAAAAAAAACAAAAAACCCAACUCUUUGAGGAUUUUUAUUGCUCUUUACUCAGUAAUACAGGUCACACUUCAAUUAUGAUGGAAGGUAUUUUUUAUACUUCAAUUGCAGUAGGGACUCAUCCCCAGACAAAGCAAUAGUGAUGACUUCCCAUGGAACCAAUAAAUGGAUUGUUUUCAGUGAAAUGAAGACAGGCAAUAAAGCUGUCUAUUCAAUUCCAAAUACUGGUUUUGAGGUAUUGCCACUGAUAUUCUUCCAUGUUUAGAAGCUCUUACUCUGUCAUUAUUCAAGAAAAUGUUUUUAAUCCUGCUAAUAAACUUUUUUUGAGAUGA
Messenger RNA from Echinops telfairi (small Madagascar hedgehog), 1348 nucleotides. RefSeq names its product methyltransferase like 9 (gene METTL9). Bases 1 to 846 code for a protein of 281 amino acids. The transcript is spliced from 5 exons. Lineage: Eukaryota; Metazoa; Chordata; Mammalia; Afrosoricida; Tenrecidae. The record is from RefSeq and is a predicted model, not a curated record. Gene Ontology annotation, molecular function: protein-L-histidine N-pros-methyltransferase activity.